Rhinichthys klamathensis goyatoka is the source of this 3405-nucleotide messenger RNA. RefSeq names its product complement component 8, beta polypeptide (gene c8b). Gene Ontology annotation, cellular component: membrane attack complex. NCBI's taxonomy places the organism in Eukaryota, Metazoa, Chordata, Actinopteri, Cypriniformes, Leuciscidae. The record is from RefSeq and is a predicted model, not a curated record. Gene Ontology annotation, biological process: immune response. Gene Ontology annotation, molecular function: protein binding.
AUAUACAAUCGCACUAACUGGAGCAGAUCCUUGUGUUUGAAUACUGGACAUAAACCUCAGACGACUGGGACAAUAAUGCAGCGUUUUGAAUUAGCCUCCGAUGACUAGAGGAAACUACGAGACCACCAUCUCCAUGCUUCUGAGAGGAACAGAGACACAGGAGGAUGUCAACAGAGGCAGACCGUCAAGCAGACGUCAAACUCACUGUUAAGAAGGAGUCCAGGAGGAAAGGUCAGGAUCGCAGCGAGCAGGUCCUGGUUCAGCGCUUCAGAGGCGAUGGCAUCAGGUACAAGGCCAAGCUGAUUGGGAUUGAUGAUGUGACGACCACACGUGGAGACAAGCUGUGUCAGGACUCCAUGAUGAAGCUAAAGGGAAUUGCUGCCUCGGCACGAUCAAAAGGAAACCACAAACAGAGAAUAUUCCUAACUGUGUCUUUUGGUGGAAUCAAGAUUUAUGAUGAGAGAUCCGGGGUCUUACAACACCAUCACUCUGUACACGAAAUCUCCUACAUUGCCAAAGACACAAGGGACCAUCGCGCCUUUGGCUAUGUGUGCGGUAAAAAAGGCAACCACAAAUUUGUGGCAAUCAAGACAAGCCAUUCGGCAGAGCCGGUUAUACUGGACCUGCGUGACCUUUUCACCCUGGUCUAUGACAUCAAACAGAGGGAGGAGUCACAGAAAAAGGCUCAGAAGGACAAGCACUGUGAACAAGCCAUCUAUCAGACGAUUCUGGAAGAUGAGAUUGAUGAUCCAGUCUAUCAGUACAUUGUGUUUGAAGCUGGACACGAGCCCCUCCACCAAUCAGAGGAGAGCGUUUACCAGGUCCCCACAAGUCAUCAGAAAGACGGGAUCUAUGAUGUUCCAAAACACCAUCUUAUGACUAAUAUAAGCCAGUUUGAUCUUUUCGGUGACAUGGCCACCCCCCCAGACAUCCUUUCAAUGCCAGCGUCGCCUGCUACCACAGUGGAUCCUGGAAGGAGACGCCGGCAGCUCCGCCCAGAACUCCUUACGCAUUUUAGCCCACCGGCCGUGCCCUCGGGUUAUAUGACCAUGAGUACUAUCCAGGCUGCUCACUGGACCCAACAAUCGUUCGCCUCCCAGGCUGGUCCAAUGGCCUUCGGUGUUCAGGCCCCAUUGCAGGUGGCCCAGAUGCUUCCUGGAGGCCAGCCUGUGAUUUGGGGUCAGGCUAACCUCUUCCACUCUCCAGCAACUGGCCAGCAGCAAUGGGCAUUCGUCCCAGCCCAGACAGUUGGCAUGGGGUCCCAUCCGAUUCCAGCCGCAGUGCUUCAGGGUCUGGUCCCCAUUGCUGCCAUGCGCCCUCACUCCUGUGAACCUCCCGAGGCUUCGUCCAACAUCAUGAGUCCUCAGCACUCUGGAGACUCUAAGCACACCCUAAACACGGACCCCCAGGAGGAAUCCAUAGCUGUUCACAUUUGCACAAGCAAACAAGACACUGCACAGCCCUCUGGGAAACAGAUCAUGGACUGCGCUGCUGAGCUUGACUUUUCACAGAUGAAAUUGACUUCAGGGUCAUCGAUACCACCAUCCCCAACUGACUCUUGUGCUACUCCUGGUCCUGAGCAGGAAACCACGUCCCCUUCAACAGAGCCAUUACUGGCUGCAGAAGACAGCUCAGUCAAUCAGACAGAAGUUUUGGAGGCCUGUGCUCAAACUCUCAGCACUGAUGAGAUGCCACCAGAAGCUCAGAUAAGCCUUCCAGACACUUCACAGCUAGACGUAAGAGAGAUGUCUUCAGGUGCUGUAGUGCUUUGCAGUUCAGGAGACGCUGUUCAGCCGCCUAAAGACCCCGUGGACUGUUCACUGUCUGAAUGGUCUUCAUGGACGCGCUGUGACCCCUGCUAUAAGAAGAGGUACCGCUAUGCCACACUUAUCCAGCCGUCUGAGUUUGGAGGAGAGCCGUGUCAUGAUCACGGCAGAGAGGAGGAAUCCUGCACUGCUCCAUCACGAUACUCCUGCCAGAAACCCACUCCUCCAUGCCAAGGCUUCCGUUGUACUACCACAGGUCGCUGUGUGCUGGAGGGUCUUCGCUGUAAUGGCGAUGAUGACUGUGGCGAUGGUUCUGAUGAACAGGGCUGUGUUAAAGUGUACAAAGCAUGCAAACAGCCAACUGAGGAAUAUUAUGGAAUCGAGAAUCUUGCCAAAGGAAUCAACAUUUUGAAUGGUAAACUGGAAGCAGUGGUGCUUGAUAACCGAUACUAUGCUGGUGGCUGCGUGCCACAUUUUAUCCAGGAUGUUCGCUUCAGGAAGCCAUAUAACAUACAACAGUACACAAUAGAGACAAAAGGCUCCUAUGAUUUCACGCUGGAGGCAUACGAGUCUUACAAUGAAUACUCCAAGAGUGAAAGCAAGGCAACUUUAUCCAAGACCAGCGUGUCAUUUGGAAUUGCUGUUCCUCAGGUGUUUGAAUUCAGUUUUAGUUACAAUGACCACAAAUACAAAAAGUCAGUGAAGAAGAUGCGCACCUUUUCAGGGACGAAAAAAAAAUUCAUCCGAGCAUACUCUGAGCUUGAGGUAGCUCGCUAUGCUUUAAAGACCGCAAACCUGGUGCUACACCCUGAAUUCCUGUCCCGCUUGCGCGCCCUGCCACUGGAAUACACAUAUGGAGAAUAUCGCCAGAUCUACAGUGACUAUGGGACACAUUUCAUCAAAGAGGCAACUCUCGGUGGAGAUUUUGAAUAUACUGUUGUCCUCAAUGAUGAGCGACUUGAAAAAUCUGGAUACACACUUGAAGAAACCAAGAAAUGUGUCCAGGCUGGGCUGAAAAUUGGAGCCCAAAUUAAGAAAGUGUAUGUGGGUGCAGGAUUUUCAGGUGGUAGCUGCAAAGGCCUGUUGGAAGAGCUUGGAGAUUCCAGUAAAGAAAGGGACAUGGUGGAAGAUGUCUUUAUUGAGGUCAGAGGGGGUGACAGUGAAACAGUGUCACGUCUAGCUGCAAAACAGCUACCAACUCCAGACAUCAUGCAGCUGUGGGGCGAUGCCGUGUUCUACAAUCCAGAUUUUAUUCACAAGAAGAUAGAACCACUUUAUGAGUUGGUGCCAUCACAAGAAUCGAAUGCUAACAUCCUGAAGAAAAACCUGAGGAGAGCUCUGUCCGAGUACCUGAAGGAAAUCAGCUCCUGUCGCUGCUCCCCCUGCCUCAAUAAUGGCAUGGCGGUGCUCAAAGGCACCAGGUGUAUUUGUAUUUGUCCAGCUGGUUUCAGAGGAGUGAGCUGUGAGAUCACCCAACGAAAAGCAUCUGCAGUGGACGGCAGCUGGAGCUGCUGGUCUUCAUGGUCCGCCUGCUCAAGGAGGAGCCAGCUCCGCACCCGCCAGUGUGACAAUCCAGCCCCGCAGAACGGAGGAGCAGCGUGCCUCGGGUCCCAGGAGGAGUCAGCCGUCUGCCUCUAAC